UUCAACAAUUCAAGUGCACUGGCCAAACACAAGCUGACACAUAGUGACGAACGAAAGUACUCGUGCAAUUUGUGCUCUAAGGCCUUCAAGAGACAGGAUCAUUUAAACGGCCACAUGAUGACCCACAGCAGUAAGAAACCCUUCGAGUGCAAGUUCAUUGGCUGCAGCAAAAGCUACUGCGACGCCCGCUCCCUCAGACGCCAUCUUGAAAAUCAUCAUCAGGAC
Messenger RNA from Helobdella robusta, 225 nucleotides. RefSeq lists its product as hypothetical. The transcript has 2 exons. NCBI's taxonomy places the organism in Eukaryota, Metazoa, Annelida, Clitellata, Rhynchobdellida, Glossiphoniidae. Gene Ontology annotation, biological process: negative regulation of DNA-templated transcription; regulation of transcription by RNA polymerase II. The annotation marks the transcript as partial. The record is from RefSeq and is a predicted model, not a curated record. Gene Ontology annotation, cellular component: transcription regulator complex; histone deacetylase complex. Gene Ontology annotation, molecular function: transcription corepressor activity.